Messenger RNA from Liolophura sinensis, 789 nucleotides. RefSeq lists its product as uncharacterized. NCBI's taxonomy places the organism in Eukaryota, Metazoa, Mollusca, Polyplacophora, Chitonida, Chitonidae. The transcript is spliced from 4 exons. Bases 1 to 531 code for a protein of 176 amino acids. The record is from RefSeq and is a predicted model, not a curated record.
AUGGGCACAUACAGUCUUGUUUGGAUUACCUGCCUUCUGUCAUUGCUCGUUUUAGUGGAGGUAUCCCUUGAAGACGAAGAAGAGGAGAAACGUCCUCAGUACCAUUGCCACACUUGUAACAGCGGGGACCCUAAGGAGCCUAACGUCAACUGUCUGGGUAACUCAUCCGUGAACUACCCCACCACGUGGAAGGCUAACUGUACGGAGAAGUGCUUCAUCAGAACAAACAUUCUCUACCCUGGCACGACGUACCGCGGCUGCACGGAGUUGUUCCCUCAGCUACCCAAACCGCUGGCCGAAGACGGCUGUUACCGCUACUAUUUGGACACGUGGUGCCUCUGUAGUACGGAACUCUGUAACGGAGAUGCCAUGGGUGAGCCAUCAGACAAAGAGCUUGAUGAACAUCUGUGGGAUUCUACAGGGGAAACCCCUGAGGGUGAAAAUCAUUCACCCAAUACCAUGUGUCGUUUGCCGCCAUUCAUUUUAUCGCUCAUUAUAGGUCUUUUUGUCCAACACAACCUUUUUGUAUAAAAUAACAUUAAUUUUUCUUUUCAAUCAGUAUGAAAACAAUUGUCCAUCUAUAUACAAACAGCCACUAGCUAUCACUGUGAAUAGAAAGGAAGCGAUACAUUGAAGAGCAAACUCCUGACAGGGAACAGCCAAUGUCAUGUGCCAUUUGCCACCAUUCAUCCUCUUGUUCAUGAUGAAUCCCUAGGGCGAGUCCGUGUCGCCAAAUUGCUGCCGACACCAAAGUAUCAUGUCGAGGACACCAGGCAUGACACUCCGCCC